UCCACUUCCUUCGAAUUGUUUUGUUCUAAAAAAAGCCAAAGGUUUUGGCACAGCUUACUUACUAAGCUGUGGUUUUGGUUUGCUCUGAGGUUUUGUGAUUCCAAAUAACCUCAAAUAAAUAUAAUUCUUCAAAGUUUCAUUUAAUUUUCAAGUAGUUCUUUAAAAAUUUCAGUAAAGUAUGGAUUGUCAGUUGUGGAUGGGCGGUCUGGAACCAUAUAUGAAUGAAACAUUCAUUAGCACAGCAUUUAAAAACACGGGGGCAAAUCCAGUAAACGUCAGAGUGAUGCCAAAUAAAUUGACGGGCGAAUCCGCUGGAUAUUCUUUUGUGCAGUUUGCAACCGACAAAGAAGCAAUUGACGCCUUGCAUAAACUAAAUGGUACACCGAUCUUCGGCACAAAUCCUGUUGUCCGAUUUCAUCUGAACAAUGCCAACAACUUGGUAGAUCGGGAAUUUUCAGUUUGGGUCGGAGACCUCAGUUCUGAUGUCGACAAUUACAACUUGUACAAAAUUUUUUCCUCCAAAUAUAACACAGUAAAGGCAGCUAAAGUAAUUUUAGAUAACGGCGGGUUUAGUAAAGGUUACGGAUUUGUAACGUUUGGAACCGAGCAAGAAAUGAAAGAUGCGCUUGUGAAUAUGGAUGGGUUUGUCGGUUUGGGAUCAAACACACUUAGAGUUUGUAGUACUAUUCCAAAGCCCAAAAGGGCCAUUACGACAGGAAAUAGAGGAACGGACAAAUAUACGCCUUCAACUGCUUCCACCGACUACAGUUAUGAUGAAGCUUAUUGGCAAUCGAGUAAGAGAAACAAAUCAGAGAUAGACGACAGUGAAGAAGAAAUUCCUGAAAUGUUCAUUGACGAAGGACCUCUCGUGAUUAAUAAAAAUCAAGACAAACGAAGAAGAAUAGAAAUUGAAAGAAAUAAGAUGUUAAAGGCGUACGACUUACGGACGUCUUCAGUCGAAUCUCCUCCCAUGGAUGAUGAGAGUAGCGCAUUUGGACAGUUUAUUGCAAAUAAAUUGCGCACCUAUUCUGUUAAAACACGGUCCAUUGUGCAACAUGAAAUAAGUAAUGUGCUGUUUCAAGCGGACAAUGGAGAUUAUGAUUUUAGGCGCAAUUUUAAUAUUGAUUACCCAUAAGGUACUUGUGCCCUUAGGUUAAGCACUAAUUUUUAACAUGCGUACAUUUCAGUCUUCUGGAAUGAAUUUACUUAUAUAGAAACGUAAAAUACAGCAACAUUGGUAUUUGUUCUUGACAGGUUUUCGGUGUAAAGGGGAUGGUUUGUCUGAAAUACUAAGUUUAAGUGCAAAGUUAAAUAGCAGUAUACACGUUUUUUUUUUUGGGAACUUUAGUUACACGUUUCUGGGAAAGUGAAAUAGGUAGGUUUUUGCAAAUUUGUACUUUGCAGUUACUCUGAAGGCUGAAUCGAUGUAAAAUCCAAUUCCAAAAUCGUGGCACACCGGAAGUAGCUAGUAACUUUGUUAUUUUAAACACUCUGUUUAAUUGCAUUUUUGGAUUCUAUGUGAAAUUUCAGUUUUUUUGAUACCCACAUAUCGAUGUCUGUAAUGUAUGGUUUUUAAGUUUUGAAAUAUUUUACACCCAUUUGGCCAGAGUAACUCCUAAGUGCAAAUUUUCAAAAACCUACCUAUUUCACUUUCCCAGAAACGUUUAACUAAAGCUACCAAAAAAAACACCCUGUAUUGAUAUUGUGUUCGUUGGCUCAAUUAGCAACUUGAAUUUCAUGAUGGGCAAAAAUUACAAAGCAGUGUGGUCAUAAAAGGUGCGCAAAUCUAGUUACAUUAAGUAUUAACUGUUAUGAAAAGAGAAAAUGGCAUAAAAGGGCUUUAUUAAAAGAACUCCAAAAUUCUGAUUCUCUAUAAUUCAAAAAUAUUUCAUUCAUGUGCUGUUUCGCUUGUACCUUAUCCAGGAAAUAUGCUAAAAUGUUUUCUUCUGUUCCUGGCACGGAAUUCUUUGAUUGCUGCGACGACGGUGUUAGACUACACUUUUUAAUUUACAAACUUAUAUCUUGAAGUUAUAUAGCUAUUACUGAAAAUUAAAGUGCAUGUAAAAAAUAGAUGUAAUUUUUGUAUGUCAUUGUGUUAUUUCUAUUUCUUUGAAUGCUCCUGUUGUAUAAUAUAAAUGUUAUUAUCGGA
Molecule: messenger RNA, 2149 nt
Organism: Photinus pyralis (common eastern firefly)
Lineage: Eukaryota; Metazoa; Arthropoda; Insecta; Coleoptera; Lampyridae
Product: tRNA selenocysteine 1-associated protein 1-like
Exons: 4
Coding region: 179-1135 (318 amino acids)
Molecular function (GO): RNA binding
Source: RefSeq, a predicted model, not a curated record